Messenger RNA from Coffea eugenioides, 1804 nucleotides. Its product is annotated as organelle RRM domain-containing protein 1, chloroplastic. Bases 103 to 1350 code for a protein of 415 amino acids. Gene Ontology annotation, cellular component: mitochondrion. NCBI's taxonomy places the organism in Eukaryota, Viridiplantae, Streptophyta, Magnoliopsida, Gentianales, Rubiaceae. Gene Ontology annotation, molecular function: RNA binding. The transcript is spliced from 9 exons. Gene Ontology annotation, biological process: mitochondrial mRNA modification; cytidine to uridine editing. The record is from RefSeq and is a predicted model, not a curated record.
CUCAGCAUAAUCAUCUUUGAUUCUGAGCUUCCGAGAGAGUGUGUGGGAUUUGAGUGAAGAAGGAAGGCUGGCUUCUGGCAUCGCAUGGUAGCCAAAUAAUCUAUGGAAGUAAUUCUACCUUCCUUUACUUCUUUAUUCACGCCAACUCCAUCAUCAUUCUCUGUUAAACCAUCCAAAAACCCAUCUCGAAUUUCUCCUCCUUUCGUCCCUUUUCCCCUUAAAAUCCCUCCUCCACAAAACCUCUCCGCCUUUAUCACUCUUUCUUCUUCUUCUUUUACUAAUUCUUCUCGUUCCUUUUCCUCUAAAACAACAAGAGUCCCAGUAUCUGCAGCAGUUAGUACUACUACUACUACUUCCUUGCCUUCAAUAUCAGCUGGUUGUGAUAAUACCAGUCCUCAACGCCACUGGAUGGUUCUAAUGCAGGAACCUAGUCCAGAGCUUAAUUCCAAAGAAGAAAUCAUCGAUUACUAUGUGAAGAACCUUGAAAGAGUUGUUGGCAGUGAAAAAGAUGCCCAGAUUUGUAUAUAUGAUGCUUGUUGCACCAAAAACAAUUAUGGGUUCUGUUGUGACAUUGAUCAAGAUGCAGCUGAUGAGCUAGCUCGUUUACCAGGUGUUCUAUCAGUAAGGCCGGACCUCGAUUUUGGCUCUGUACAAAAGGAUUACAGACUCUCGGAGUCUGGAGUUGAGUUGAAUCCUCCAUCAGGUUUAUACAGCAGGAGUCCCUUGUUAUUUACUCCCGGGACUUCUAAACACUGGAUUGUUCGUGUUGAGAAGCCACUUGGUGUGCUAAUCACCAAGAAACAGGUUGUUGAUUAUUAUGUUCGAGUUCUAACCAAGGUUAUGGGGAAUGAAAAUGACGCUCAAAUGUGCAUAUAUCACGUAUCUUUGCAAUCAAAUUAUGGGUUCUGUUGUGAACUGGACGAUGCAUGUGUACAGGAGCUAGCUGGUGUUCCCAGUGUUCUAUCAGUUCGUCUGGAUGAAAAUUUUGAGUCCAAUGAUAAAGAUUAUGGAGGUGAAAAGUUAGAAAAUAGUGGCCCUCAAGAUUCUUCAUCACCGAGUCAAGUGACAAACAUUAAGACUAAGAAGCUUUUUGUCACAGGUCUAUCAUUUUACACUUCAGAGAAGACUCUGCGGGCAGCAUUUGAAGGUUUUGGCGAACUUGUUGAAGUUAAAAUCAUAAUGGACAAGAUCUCUAAAAGGUCCAAGGGUUAUGCUUUUAUAGAGUACACCGCUGAGGAAGCUGCAGCCACUGCCCUUAAAGAGAUGAAUGGCAAGAUAAUCAAUGGGUGGAUGAUAACUGUUGAUGUCGCCAAGAAAAAUCCACCAAAAUAUUCCAGAGGACGCCCUUGACCAGCUACCUGAAUUUUUUCCAGUGUGCCUUCAGCCUUCCUUUUAACUUACGUGGAGUUAAGCUAACCUUAACCUCGAGCAAGCCCGAGUUUGCCUUGAUUUCUCAAGUUUUUUUUUGGUGUAAACCUCUCGGUAUCCAAUGACCGCAUUGGGCCCCUGACUAGUCGGAAUCAAAGCACUGUUGGACCCGUUUUAGGGGCUGCUCUCUCAACGUUGUUUCCUCCAUCUGAGAAUUGUUGAUUUCUCAAGUUUUGGCUUCCAACGACGAGAAUUAGGAUAAUAGGAUCAUAUUGCAGCAAACUGGAGGAAAUCCAUCCUGGUUAAUUUGAAAUCAAAUUCACAAGGAUUACUCCCUAUGGCACUUCCUAUUGCUCCUUUUGAAUGCUGGGUUUUUUAGGGUGCAGAACAGUUAAUCUAGUGCAAUUUACACGUUCUUCAAGGUUUCGACGCUAAA